This is a messenger RNA of Oldenlandia corymbosa var. corymbosa, 618 nucleotides long. NCBI's taxonomy places the organism in Eukaryota, Viridiplantae, Streptophyta, Magnoliopsida, Gentianales, Rubiaceae. The record is from the annotation of a GenBank genome assembly.
AUGGCAACCUGCUCACUAGCCUGCGGAAAUAUUCUUACGGCGGCUUGGACGUCGGUUGCGCACCGUACAGCGAACAAUGGGGGGAGAUGCGAAAACUUGUCGUCGUUCAUCUCUUUAGGGCCAAAAGGGUUCAAUCAUUUCGCGCCGAUUAUUGAAGAAGAAGUUUUCGUUUUGAUCGAAGAGAUUUCGAAUUAUUCUGAUAAUGAGGUCAUUAACUUGAGUUCAAUGGUGAUGAAUCUCGCAAGCGCGGUGAUAUGUCGAAUGGCUUUCGGAAAGAAGUAUGAUGAACGGGAUCAUGACAAGAAGAGGAGAACUAAUCAGAUUUUGAUUGAAUGUCAGGCUAUGUUUGCCGUGUUUUUCGUGUCGGAUUACCUUCGUCCUUUGAGGUGGAUUGAUAAGUUGUCUGGAAUGUUGGCUCGUCUUGAAAGGAAUUUCUCCGAUUUGGAUUCGUUUUAUCAAGAACUUAUUGAAGAUCAUAUGAACCCCAAUAGGCCAGAUUCAAUGAAGGAUGAUGUUCUUGAUCUGAUGAUUCAAAUCAAAGACAAACAAUUGUUAUCCUUUAAUUUUUCUUGGGAUCGCAUCAAUUUGUUUAAUUUUUCUUUUUGGUAUCAGAUUUAG